This is a messenger RNA of Erythranthe guttata (spotted monkey flower), 1200 nucleotides long. Lineage: Eukaryota; Viridiplantae; Streptophyta; Magnoliopsida; Lamiales; Phrymaceae. The record is from RefSeq and is a predicted model, not a curated record.
CUCUCUCCCUCUCUCUCUCUCUCUCUCUAACAAGCAAAGGAUUUGCAGAAAACUCGUCAGAAGAAAUCAAUUUAGAUAAAGUAUCGCGAAGAGCGAGAAAUGGAUUCAAUUUGAUACCCUGCCAUAUAGUGAACGAAAUUGGCGAAGAUUCAGAUCCUUCUUCGAAGAGAGAUGCUCUUUUCUGCUACACAUUGCCGUUUCCUAAUACUCCCAAGCUUUUCCUACGGUGAGUUUAGGCUACAAUUCUGUACAUUUCUUUGUCCAAACUGAUUCAUGUGGCUCGGAAUUGAUGUAUUUACUUUCUCAUUUCUAUUUUAUAAUAAUCGGUUUCGGUGCGAAAAAAUUGGGGGGUUAGUUCUUCUGAAGAAAAAACUGCAUUAGGUUAUAGAUUUUUUGCUUCUUAUUUGUAUUGUUAAUUUUUUUGUUGGGAGUGUAACUAGUGGCUUAUAUGUGGAGCUCAUGCAGCCAGAGAUGGGAAGAUUGCGUUGAUCUCAAUGAUUUCGAAGUCUGUAAUCGAUAUGAUAUUGACAACACGGGACUUGUAUGUCAGUGGCCUUCAGAGGAUGUACUUGCCUAUUAUUCCAUGUCACAUAUUGGUAGCUUCAGGAACAAAAGAGUAAUUGAACUUGGAUCCGGGUACGGGUUAGCUGGCUUAGUUAUUGCUAUGGCCACCGAAGCAUCAGAAGUCGUGAUAUCAGAUGGAAACCCUCAAGUCGUUGAUUAUAUACAGCGUAACGUAGAUGCGAACUCUGCUUCGUUUGGCAGUACAAAGGUGAAGUCAAUGACACUUCAUUGGGAUCAGCAUCAAGUCUCCGAUAUUUCCGGCGCAUUUGACGUCAUAAUUGCGAGUGACUGCACUUUCUUUAAGGAAUUCCACAAAAGCCUGGCUCGAACAAUCAGAUGCUUGCUGAAAGAAAGUGGUCCAUCUGAAGCAAUACUUUUUGGCCCCAAAAGAGGCGAUUCGUUAGAUAAGUUUCUGGUGGAAGUUAAGGAGAGUGGGCUGCAAUUCACCGUAACUGAGGCCUACGAUACAGAAAUUUGGAGACAGCAUAAAAAUUUAAUCGACGGUGGUGAUCGCUCCUGGCCCAACUACGAACAAGAUCACUGUUACCCUUUACUGGUCAGGAUUACACGGUGAACUUUCUAUACUCCAAUUUCGGCCAUUUCUUGUUUUUGAUUCUUUUUCAAGAUAGACUCAUC